Lytechinus variegatus (green sea urchin) is the source of this 963-nucleotide messenger RNA. RefSeq lists its product as uncharacterized. The transcript is spliced from 5 exons. NCBI's taxonomy places the organism in Eukaryota, Metazoa, Echinodermata, Echinoidea, Temnopleuroida, Toxopneustidae. Bases 156 to 905 code for a protein of 249 amino acids. The record is from RefSeq and is a predicted model, not a curated record. Gene Ontology annotation, cellular component: nucleus.
UUUUUUUCUAACCUGAGAUUUCUAAGGUUGAAAACUCGGGUACCGUAGAUUUCUCAGGUUGGCUACCUGAGAUUGAAAAAUCGAUUGCAUAAAGACUUUGGAAAACUCAGGUUGGUAACCAGAGUUUUAUUAACCACGAAUAUUCGUGAACGAGGAUGCGCACUGAAAUUUGGGUAAAAAAUAAUUGCGCCCGUGUAAACUUGCGAUUGUCUGCUAGCAACGUCAACGAAAUGGCUUCACCAAAUGAGAAAACGCCAACCAAACGAAAGCGUGAAAAUAUGACAGAGCAGCAUAUCCAAAUUCUGUGCGCAUAUGUCAGGGAAAAGAGGUCUGUGCUCUUCGGAAAGCCUUUGUCUCCCACUGAUAGGGUCUCUGAUCAGCGCAAACAAGCUUGGGAAAAUAUUGCUAAGCAGCUUUCAGCGACCGGAUGCCCCAGGAGUGGGGAUGACGUGCGUAAGGCAUGGUCCGACCUAAAGAAAAGGGCCAAAAAAUAUGAGGAUGAUAAGAAGAAGACUGGCGGAGGCUCCUACAGAUUCAAGCCUAUGUUGGAAGAGGUACUACUCACCAUAUCGGACAAAGCCUUACAUGGCAUAAAAGGGCAAAAUAGUGAGACUGGGGCAACUCAACCAUGCUCACAAAACACAGAGGCAUGCAACCUUCUGCACCAGAUGGGACAGGUGGAAGACGACGAUGUGGAGACAUUGGGAGAUGGAGAGGAAGAUCUGGAUCAAGAUCAAGAUCAAGAAAAUCCCCCCCCCAAAAAAAAGAAAUUUGGUAUCACAAGGAAAUUUGUAUCAAGAGAUGCUUCUGAGGAAUCAAGAAGCAAUGCUGGAGACCCAACAAGGCAUUCUAGCGACCCUCAAUGCCAUGUUGGGGGUCCUUCAAGAAUAUGUGAGCAAACAUGAUUGAUUUUUUUUUCUAAAAGGGAUGACUGUUUUCACAAAAUAUUGCUAAAAUUGAAAC